AGAUUAUAGCCUACUGACCACCGAUAUUAUGAGACAAUACAUCACUGCACCAUUAUGUUAUUUGCCCCAUUGGAGUAACAGAUUAGACUUUGCGGUAAAAGAGAUACAGAGCCACACUUGCUGCUCUAAAGAUGGGUAGUAGGCAGCAGAAGCACAGGGAGGCGCCUACAGCGACGAAGGGGGGUAUCGAGUACUCGCUGGUUGCAUCUGCAGCAAGUUAAAGGGGGGGGAGCUGGAGCUGGCAGAAUGGAGAUGGCAGGUGAAUGUCUUUUCAGUAUGCAAUACCACUGCAAUAAAACCCUAAAUGUGUCAGAGUGACGGUCUCACUUACAAAGAUUACUAUAAGGUGCAUUUCCCUCAAUACUUAACAGAAUUGGAACCUGGGCAAGAUUGUAACAAUUCUCGGUGUCACAAGAGUGACCUAAUGGAGGCUUGCAUUGAACACACAGAGAAGGCUUAUUUAUGUGUUGUGAGUUGAGUCAAGUGUUACAAUCAACAUAUUGCUAUGACAUAGGGGGGAGACUGGAAAUCAGAGUGGGAUCAGACUCAAGAGAUCAAAUUGAAAUGCGAAAGCCCAAACAGAAAACAUAUAGAAUUAUAUUACUUUGAGUAAUAGUUUGCCCUGCUAAAAGAGGUGUACACUUUUCUUUUUCAAUCAUCUGGUGUAUAAGAGUUUUCUAAGUAUUCUGUGUUAAUCAUUAAGUGUUAAGAUUUAGAUUUAUAGUAAUUAAUCAAUGUGAUUCCCAAGUGGGCAAUUACAGUUUAAAUUCCCAGCACAAAGUAUGCCUUCAACAUCUUUCAGCGGAAUUCUGCGGACACUUCUUAUUGGUUUCCUCCUGCUUGGCUGUUUUUUGUCCGUACUUUUAAUGUACUUUAAACCGUCUAAUAACUGGCUAUCGGGUCCCACUGAAACAGUAACAUCUGCAAUCAAGAUUAAGGCCCUACCUAUAGUCAAGAAAGAAGUGGAACAGACUGUAGUGCUCAUCUGGUUAUGGCCAUUUGGUCACACGUUUGAGCUGGACUCCAUGAGUUGCAAUACAUUGUUCAAUAUUGAUGGUUGUUACUUAACGGCAGACCGGAGUUUAUAUAACAAAUCACGUGGAGUAAUAAUUCAUCACAGAGACAUAAGCAAGGAUUUAUCAAACCUGCCACCACUGCAGCGUCCAUCAUUUCAAAAGUGGGUAUGGAUGAAUCUGGAAUCACCAUCUCAUUCUCAAAAAAUUCCUGGACUUGAAAAGUUGUUUAAUGUGACUCUGAAUUAUCGCCAAGAUGCUGACAUACAGGUGCCUUACGGAUCAGUGGUGCCCAUUCAGGAAGAUGAGGAGUUCACACUGCCAAGCAAGACAAAGAUGGUGUGCUGGAUUGUUAGUAACUGGAAUGCUGACCAUGCCAGAGUGAAAUACUACAGUGAGUUGAGUAAGCACAUUGAGAUACAUACAUAUGGCCAAGCCUUUGGGGAAUACGUCAUUGACAAAGACUUUUUCUCAACCAUAUCUAGUUGUAAAUUCUAUCUCUCAUUUGAGAACUCCAUCCACAAAGACUACAUAACUGAGAAACUCUUCAACCCUCUCUCUGCGGGCGCAGUGCCCAUCGUCCUUGGACCUUCUCGUCAGAAUUAUGAGAACUUUGUGCCAGGAGAUGCUUUCAUUCAUGUGGAUGAUUUCCUUUCCCCUAACGAGUUAGCUGAGCACCUAUUGUUCCUGGACAAAAAUGACAAUGUGUAUUUGCGCUACUUUGACUGGCGGAAACAAUUCAAAGUGAAAAUGCCCCUUUUUUGGGCAGAGCACACAUGCCGUGUCUGUGACUAUAUAAAAAAUCAUAAGGAGUAUAAAGUGUGUAACAAUAUUGACAUAUGGUUUUGGGACUAAACAAUUGUAUCACUGAUGUACUGAUGAUACUGAUCCAUAUUUACAUUUUUGACUCCACAUGUCUAUGAGGUUUCGUAGUGUAGCUUACUGACUGCUGGUCUACCAAUGUGUUCAAAAUCAGAGUAAUCGUCACACUUUAUCCCUAACCUUCCAAACUCAACUUGUGAUAGACAUGCACCAGCUUCAGGCAUUAUGCUAUUCAUGGGCUCCCACUGAUUAAUUCAUCUUAUUUAUGUGCCCUUAGAUAUUCACCUUAUCACAGUGAACAUUUUUUAAGCAUUCACAUGGCUUUGUGCCACAUUUAAUAUCUCAUGUGUAUGAAUGUGUCAAAAAUGUUUCAAAACAGGACAGUAUCCUGCCAUCACUGUAAGUUGUAUAUGCUGUAUGUUUUGUAGAUCAGUAUUUCAUUCUACAGUAGCUGCAGGCCGUUAACCAUAUUGUAAACAAACACAUUUUAAUUUGUUGUUGUGUUCAUGAACAUCUUUAAAAUCCAUGUGGAAA
Clupea harengus (Atlantic herring) is the source of this 2369-nucleotide messenger RNA. RefSeq names its product 4-galactosyl-N-acetylglucosaminide 3-alpha-L-fucosyltransferase 9. Lineage: Eukaryota; Metazoa; Chordata; Actinopteri; Clupeiformes; Clupeidae. The record is from RefSeq and is a predicted model, not a curated record. Gene Ontology annotation, cellular component: membrane. Gene Ontology annotation, molecular function: alpha-(1->3)-fucosyltransferase activity.